This is a messenger RNA of Durio zibethinus, 499 nucleotides long. NCBI's taxonomy places the organism in Eukaryota, Viridiplantae, Streptophyta, Magnoliopsida, Malvales, Malvaceae. The record is from RefSeq and is a predicted model, not a curated record.
AUGAAAAGCAAAGAAGUGGACAUAUUUUCUUGUAAUUUGGUGAACAAUCUUUUCCACUUGAGCUCACUCAACUCUUUUCCACAAGCAGGGAAGUUAUGGGCAUUUUUCUUAGUCUUUAACAAUAGCCCAAAACUUUGGAUAAAUGAUGACCUUUCGUUUGGUCAGAACACCUUGUUUUGGCUCCUUGUUGGUUACGUGUGGUUCCCAUUGCGGUCAGCCAAUCUUGACAAUGCACUGGAUUCGAAGGAGAUGGAAGAAGAAGUUGACAAGGUCUUGACAGCAAUUGCUGGUGAGACUGUUCCACAGCUCCCAGAAGCAGUCAGGAAGGAGAAGAUGAAGCAGCCAGCUCAGGCAGCACCACAGGAAGUAGCUAUAGCCGAAGAAGUUGAUAAUGAGGAAGAACUAAAAGAAAUAAGGGCUAGACUUGCAAAAGUUAUGUCAUAACUCAUAAGUCAAGCUUUUAGCCUUUGCCUAUUCUCCUUGCUUAAUGAGCUGCCUU